AUGAGGAAAUGCCCUUCGACCGGUCUGGUGCGGCAUAAGACCCAUGCUCGUAAAUCGCUGCAAAUUAUCGAGAAGAAAAUUAUUGAAAAACCAGUCGAGGGCAGACGUGGCCGAAACUCUGAGAACUGUUUCUCCUUAACGCAUGGGCGUCUCUCAAGAAUUCCUACUACCUUUGAAUAUCGCAAUGGAGGUAUCACGUUCACAUUUCCGGAUAAAAUGGAUAAGUGUAACGCGAAGCCCAUCACCGUCAAAGACCUAGCUCUUACCCGACGACCCACUCCUAGGUCUAUCAUCUCGAAAAAUGUGAAGUGCCUACCAACCACCACUUUUGAACACCUCUGUUGCCAAAGUUAUGCCGAAAUGUGUACCGAAUUGUUCGGCAUGAAAAUAUCCCAUCGCCUCGGUGGACGGAUCAAGUCUCAAAAUUUCGACACUUCUCUCUCACAAACACGCCGUCGGAUUGAUUAUGUAACAAUAGACAUCCUCAUCGCGCGACUACGGCAAGCUGUAGCACCGAAAGACUCGCCCAAGUCAGGCCACCGACCUUCAUCCAAGGUCAAACAUCCUACCUCCGCCAGUCCCAGGCCAGCGGCAGUCGUACCGAAACCCCCGACGCCACAACAUGACGUAAAAUCUAUCCCAAGCUUGGCCCGAAGAUCGCGUUCCUCCAAACCCAGCUUUGUCGCACGUAUUUGUCCUUUGUGCAAGCCUUUGCAAUCGCAAGGAAUCAUCACCGUACCAUCUCUUCCAUUACAGAGGACUUCAUCAUCACGAGCGGCGACUGUACCUGCUCGUCCUCCAUCGAAACCUUCACCUUUGCGGAAGGUCGUCAGCUUUGUUCCUGCUCCUCCGUUACCAAAGCUUUCUCCAUUGCGAGAGAUUUCUAAAUUCAGCACGCCUACAUGUCCGCGAGCGAAGCCUACACCAUUGCGAGAGGUUAUCAGCUACAAAUCACCUGUUCAUCCGUUGUCGAGGCCUUCGCCAAUGCGCGAGGUCACUAGCUUCACAUCACCUACCCGUGCAUUUUCUAAGGCUUCGACAUUCGGAGAGGCUCUCAACCUGCUCGAUCCUUAUCGUUCUCGUUCAAAACCUUCGUCAUUGCGAAAGGCUCCAGCCUCCACAGUACCUGCUCGUCCACCAUCCAAGUCUUUGCCUUUUGGAGAGGCCACCAAGCUCAUCCCACCUGCUCAUUUUGAUUCGAAACCUUCGUCAUUGCGAAAGCCUUCCGCCUUCACAGUACCUGUUCGCCCAUCGUUGAAGUCUUUACCAUUACGGGAAGUUACCAACGUGACCGUACCUGCUCGUCCGUUAUCGAAGCCUUCGCCAUUGCGAGAGGUUGCCGACUUUGACCUCUCCGUUCGAUCUGCACCCGAGUCUUCGGCAAACGAAACCAUUGAUACCAAUGGUAUCUCCCCUACUGAACGCCGUGCAGUAUUACCGCUGCCUAGGCGGCAGCGCAUGUUCUGCAAAGCGGGAAAAGCAGGAUCCGUUGUGGUGCCGUCAUUCUCGCAGCAACCAUCCGUGACUCCUCUCCCCUUGGAUCCCGAAGCCCGCGCGCCGGCAUUCGUAGGGGACGGUAACAAUGUUCAGCUGGCCAUGGAUUCGACCAGAAAAGUGCCGCGAUCCUUGUUCCUCUCUACUUCAGUGGCGCCGAAGGCGAUCACGCCACAAUCCUUCUCCCCUUUUAUCGACAUGUCAGAGCCUUAUAUCAUCGGGCCUCAACCAUCCUCACCCACUCGUUCUGACGUAGAGAUGGUAGACGCCUGCAAGUUCGUAUCGCUCGAGGGGACUGAUUGUGGUGACCGCGACAUGAUGGACAAUCACAUCACUUGUCUAAAUUGCCACAAGGAAUUUAAACGCAGCGACUCUGGUCACUUCCUCACCUGCGUUAUACAGGAGAGAUGUCGAGAAUGUGGACAUGCCCUGAACGUUGAAGAGGAAGAGGAGUGUUUAUAUUGCGAACGGAGGGAGGCUCUGCUCGCGUAA
This is a messenger RNA of Stereum hirsutum FP-91666 SS1, 1986 nucleotides long. RefSeq lists its product as uncharacterized. Bases 1 to 1986 code for a protein of 661 amino acids. NCBI's taxonomy places the organism in Eukaryota, Fungi, Basidiomycota, Agaricomycetes, Russulales, Stereaceae. The transcript has 6 exons. The record is from RefSeq and is a predicted model, not a curated record.